Molecule: messenger RNA, 12888 nt
Organism: Porites lobata
Lineage: Eukaryota; Metazoa; Cnidaria; Anthozoa; Scleractinia; Poritidae
Source: the annotation of a GenBank genome assembly
AUGGCGCAGCAUCAAGAACUUAAAAGAAAAGAAAGUCCUUCUUGUCAGACAGGAAGAAAUCAUGCUCCCCCUCCUCUUAGUAUUGAAGUACCUAAAAUGAGAAAUCUUUCAAAAAAGUCAAAACCUUGGAGUGAUGUUCAGCUUCCAGUUGACAUUCUUCUGUUGACAGUGGAGGAUUGCGAGUUCCUGUCCUGUUAUGCAUACUUGAAUAAUUCCUUUAAAAGCUACCACAAUAACCUUGGAUAUGUGUACUUUGGAACCAUUGGUGAAAGUGGAGAGGAGGUGCUGAAAGUUGCUCUGAUGAGAUGUUCUAAAGGUUCUUCUGGUCCAAGUGGCUCUCUAGUCACUGUCAAGAAUGCAGUUGCUCAGUUGAGACCCAAGGCUGUUUUUACUGUUGGGUAUUGCAGGGGUUUGAACCCCCAAGACACCAAGCUUGGUGAUGUAGUGGUAUCCUCUAAGCUUACAACUGAAGAAUUCUCAACCCCAGUAACAAGGAAUAUUGGCAAACUUAUCUUGUUUUCAUCUGAAGGCUGGGAUCCACCAACAACAGCUGAGGAGGAAGUAAAAGUACAUUCUGACAGUGAAAUAUUCAGUGGCAUAAAUGAUCCAGUCGAUGCAAAAAAACGUCGCAUGAAAGCAGCUGAAAAGGAAGGGGAAGGUAACAUUUUAAUAUAUUACUAACUAAUUAACUUUAAUUUUUCUCUAUAUUAAAUUAUUGUAUUGCCCUUUUGUUUUCCCUUUUUACCGCUUUGCUCAUACAUUGUAUUCGUAGUGUUUUUAUCACAUUUCUCUUUCGUUAAUUGCAUGGCCUUUUGUUUGUUCUGUACGCGUCCUCCCUUACUCAUGCAGGUCAGUCACAUUAGCAUUAUUAUUUGGGUGACACCCAAAUAGAGUUUUCGAGAUUGCUUGUGUUGAUUCUAAGUUGCAAUUAAAGGCACACAGUACGUGUGAAUGUAAACAUUAGUCAAUAAGCAACAUAUUAAUGUCUGCCACCUGAAAAACUCGUGCAAGGUUAAUUGUCCUUUUUUACUGUACAAACUUUUCAUUGCCAGUAAGCACAUUUCCUCUCAGAGGACAAAUUUUUGCUUGUAAAAGAUAAAGUUAAGCUUAUGGUAUUCUUUAUCUUACCUAGAAGCAGUGAGCGAUUUUUCUUUCUUGUUAUUUGGUGUCUGGAUGCCUUAGACCUCUGAGACCUGAGAAAAUUCACUUACUAUUUUUGUUCUGAUUUGUUUUUGUAAUUGUUCUGUUUAAUAGGACUGUUUGCUGCAGCCCAAGAUGUAAAUAUUGAAUGGGUGAUUGUUAAAGGGAUAUCACAUUUUUCUAAUGAUGGCAAUGCUCCUAGUGAGUCCUGGAAGUCAUUUUCUUCCAUCAUGGCAGCUUCUCUUGUGUUCAACAUGUUAAAUGAUCCAGCUGUAUUUAAAGAAUGGCCUCACUAUGAAGGUAUUUCACAUCGAUCCCUGUUCUUAGAUAUUUAUUAAUAGUGACAAAUUUUCUGUUCAGGUAAUUCUAUUUUUAUUUAUGAACAUCUAAAAUGGUUGCAGUUUUAGUGAAAAAAGUUUUAUUUAUUUAUUUAUUUAUUUAUUAUUUUCCCACAAUAAAGAUUACACAAGCAUUACAUUAUACAAAGAUGUGGCGAGGGGACCUCAGAAAACCACAAGGCUUGUACGAGGAGGCCCCCUCGUUACAAUAAUAUUAAGCAAUAGAACUAUAACAACACACAACAACGGACAGUACAAGACGCAUUAUCGAUAUAGUAGAAAAUCAAAAACUUUCGUUUUAAACGAUUGCAAUGUAAAAAUCGAAGUGACUGAGUUUGGUAAAGAAUUCCAAAUUUUGGGCCUUGGAACAAAAUAGAAAAAUUGUUUGGUGUUAGUUCGGCAGGCAUGAGAACGGAAAUGCGAGGAACUUCUAGUAUUAUAAUUAUGAAUAUUGCUACUAGUAACAAAAAGGUUCGAAAAAAAAGCGGUGGCAGUAAUUGAUGAUAAUAUGAAAACAUAAAUUGCGCAGUAUAGAAUGAAUUAAUGUUGUAUAUGUCCAAAAUCUUUAAACGGAAAAAUAAUGGUUCAGAGUGCGCGCGAAAAUCUGCAUUUGUAAUAAUUCGUACUGCUCGCUUUUGUAGAAGAAAAAUUCUAUUAAGGUUUGUUACAUAAGUGGAGGACCAAACUGUGGUACAAUAUGUUAAAUAAGGAUAAAUUAAGGUAUAAUAAAGAGACUUUUUUUUGUUGUUUCAGAAAGAAAGAAACGAGACCUAAACAUGACGCCAAUAGAUUUUGAAAUUUUCUUACAUAUAUAAGUAAUAUGCGGCUUCCACGUUAGAUGCUCGUCGAUAAAAACCCUAAAAAUUUAACUACCUUUACUUGUUUUAAUAAAACCUCAUCGUACAAGACAGGAUUUAUUGGGAAGCCGACUGGUUUUUGCCUUGCUGCAAAAAUGAUAUAAUUAGUUUUCGUUAUGUUAACAGAGAGCUUAUUUGCUUUCAUAAAAGAUCAAUUUGAGAUAAAUCAUUAUUUACGGCAGAAAUAGCACAAUUUAAAUCGGGAUUAGAAUAAAACACACUAGUAUCAUCUGCAAAAAGCAUAGUUUCAGCAAGACGAGUAGCACAAGGGAGGUCAUUGAUAUACAAAACAAACAAUAAUGGUCCUAAUAUAGAACCUUGAGGGACUCCACAGCUCAGAGUCAGCCUAAUAGAACAAGUCUCUUUGUACUGGACGAACUGCACGCGAUUUGACAAAUAGCUUUUCAACCAGCUAAGUGCUAGCCCAUGAAUCCCAUAAUGCUCAAGCUUAGACAAGAGUAUUUGAUGGUCUAAAGUAUCAAAUGCUUUUGAUAAGUCUAAGAAUAUGCCAACUGUAUAUUCGCUUCUGUCAAUAGCAGUUGCAAUUUUAUUAAUAAGAUGAAUUAAAGACAGCGCUGUAGAAUAUUUUUUACGAAAUCCAAAUUGGCAACAGUAUAAGAUAUCUAAACGAUCUAAAAAAUUUGUAAUACGAUUGUGCAUAACUCUUUCAAAGAAUUUAGAAAAAUUAGAAAGAAGCGAAAUUGGACGGUAGUUAGUGAAAUACUGGGAAUCACCAGCUUUAAAUACCGGAAUCAGUUUAGCAAUUUUCAAUUCAUCAGGGAAUACUCCUUUAAUAAGAGACAAAUUGAUUACAUUGGCCAAAGGCUGAGAAAUGAGAUCAAAGGUGCUUUUUAUUAUAUCCAUUGAAACGUUAUCAUAUCCAGGCGACUUUCCAGAUUUAAAAGAGUUGCAUAUUUGAUUUAGUUCCGAAAUAUUAGUUGGAUUUAAGAUAAGCGACUCAUUAACAGAAACGCCAAGAAAACUACGAAAAGAUACUUGUGUGUCUGGAAUUUUCCUUGCUAAAUUCGGACCUAUGUUGGUGAAGAACUUACAAAAGCAGUUAGCUAUUUCUUGUGGAUCAUUUAACAGUUUUCCAUCAGAGAAAAAGGAAUUUGGCAGAGCUGCUUUUCUGCUCGGUUUGUUGAUUACAUCAUUGAUUAGUUUCCAAGUUUCUUUCAGGUUAUUUUUAGCCUUCUCAAAUUUUGUAUCAUAGUACUUUCGUUUAGCAAUUUUUAUAAGAUGAUUCAGUUUGUUCCGAUAGCGUUUGUAUUUUAACUCAGUAGUUGAGUCCCUAGAAUUAAUGAACUGCUUAUAGAGUUUAUCUUUUUUCCUGAUAGAAACAAGCAGAGAUUGCGUUAUCCAAGGGGAGCGCAUUACUUUCUUUGUUUUAAGUUUUAUCGUUUUUAAUGGAAAGCUUUCAUUGUAUAAUCGAACAUACUCACUCACAAAACUAUUAUAACAUUCAUUAGUAUCGCUUUCAUCGAAACGUAAAUUCCAAUUAACACGAGAAAGAGAGAGCCGAAAAUUGCUCUUAUUUCUUUCUGAAAAAUCUCUUUUAGUGAGAUAUUUAGUUUGGCUAUUUUUCGACGCUAUUUCUGUCUCAUCCACUUCAUAAACAAAAACCGGUAGAUGGUCAGAAAUAUCAUUAAUAACAAUACCAUUGAAAUGUUUACACCUUACAUUAUUCGUGAAUAUAUUAUCAAUAAGUUAUUGAAUACAUGGACUGCCACAAAAUUUCUAGUGACCCUUUGCGCUAUAGUAUUGCUGUCAAGUACUUUAAUUAAAAGUACAUGUACUGGCAUGCACAUUGAAUAGAAGAUACUGUUAAACAGUUUUUCAAGUGAAUGUUGACUGUGAGUGUAGCAAUGACAGUUGCCUUCCUAACCAUAUCUGAGGAAUUUACAAUUUUUGCAAGAAAAUGAUUCUUGAAGUUUUAAUUUCUGAUGCUUGUGCCUGAAAAACUGCUUGAAGGAGAUAAAAAAAACCCACAUACACCAGGUUACCAACUCAGACAAAAAAAUUGGAAUAAAAAUUGUGUUAUGUUCCCACCCAGAAACCCAGAUUAUUUUGUCAGUCAAUUUAGUUGAGGGUAUAAGAUAUGUCCCAUUUAUAAGUCCUGACAGCUCCCUUCCACAUUCUCUUUUGAGCAGAGUUUGAGGUCUACACACUCUUUGUGCUCAGGGGAAAAUGAGGAUUGAUAAUUUACAGCAUGGGCCAAGAAAACAAGGCUUUUAGCAGCACAAUUGGAAAAAGGAAAAGAUCUUUUCUGGUUAAGUUUGGCCUGUACAAUUAGUCAGGGAAGUGAAAAAUUGACGAAUGAAAAAUGACUUAUGAUAAGGAAUUAUCAGGAGAGGAUCUAGGAUAAAUAUUGACCAAUUUCCUAAAUGAGCGCUGAAGGCAAAAGCUUCUAGGAAUUUCCAGAAAGAUGCUCCCCCAAGAAGUUUUCUGGAUUUAAUCUCCCAAAGUCCCCUUUCCUGGGUUUCUGAGUAAUUCAGACAGGAUAUUGGCCAGUUCCAUGCUUCUCUCUUGAGGCAGGAUAGAGUUGCUAAUGCCAGUAAAUUGGAAAAAUAAAAUUUGUCUAAACCAUUUUCCAGAUUACGACUUUUAAUUGGAAAGUUUUUUGAACUAUAUUCAGGGCUCAAAAUAACGGCCGGUCGACGGACAAUGUCCGGCCUGAUCGUGGGCUUGACCGGUCAAACUCUCGUCUGGCCGGUCAUUUUGACCGGUCAUUUUUGGAUGCUUGUCGCUUAAUGCGUUUUGCUCUAUAACGCUGUAAUUCGCUGCUUUCUUUGGCUUUUUUUGCUGCUUUGCACUAAACCCUUUAAAGAAAAACGUUCUGCUUUGCUGUGAUCAGUAAUGCGACCUUCUUUGGGAAAACAUACGCUAACAAUAAUCCGUUAUGUUUUAGAAAACUAAAGGAUCGCUCGUCCUGUACUGUUUCUGUGAGAAUAAAUUUCAGCGCAUCGAUUUAUUAUAAUUAUUUCUUUAUGUCGAACAUGAUCUCGUUUGCAGACUCGAUUCCAGAAUUGUCUGAUAAAAACUAAGCUAAUCGAGAACGAACGUCGCCUAUCUCGGCGCUUAAAAUCCUACUUCUUGAUAAGCUGUCCACGAUACGACCCAAACAAAAGCUCUGCUGUAUAUUUAUUGACUUCUGAUGACGAAUACGCUGUUUGUGGAACAAAUUUCUUGCCAAAUCAACUUCUUUGCCGCAAAUAUUUAGCGACAAAAUUCUUCUUUGUGGAGGAGACUUUCGAUCACUUGCCGGGCAACGAAAAGGAUCAAGUUUGACCCAUAGCAGAUAUAGGACGAACCUUGGAGACUUUCGACACCGCCGUACGAUGAUACUCAAGGUAUAUAUAAACGGACAUAAAACGGGCGAAAAUCGCGGAAAGGAACUCAACAACGUGUGAAUGAAUUUUUCACCAACUUGCCGGCAAAAACCUGAACGACAAUGCUGUACAAUGAUCUACUGCCAGCGUAAUUCGAUAUUCCAGGGGCAAAAAAAAAUUAUAAUAUUCAUUAAUUCGACCGGCCAAAAUCGGGGUUUGUCCGGGCUAAAAAAUAUUUGGCCGGUCAUCAUGACCGGCGACCGACCUGCUGUCCGUUAUUUUGAGCCUUGAUAUUUAUCAUGAAAAAUGUGACAGAUUUUUGUAAAAUGGUGCAAACCAGUGUUGAUCUGUGCCUCUCCCUAUUGUUUAAUGGUAAGGAACUGAGGUAUUCAGUUGGUGCUAGUGCGCAUUAGAGUCCUAAACCGAAUGUGAUAGGUUGCUGAUGGCUAGCACACUUAUGUAAUGGGGACAUAAAACAGCUAACUGCAGAUAAAAUGUACCUUACCAAAUAUUUCAUAUUUUUCUGAAAUUUCACAGACCAGUCAAUGAAUAAGCAGCCUACAAGUGAGCCCAAGAAAAAGUUACCAGGUACCAUUCUAUGGAAUCAAUAAUACCAAGAAUAUUAUCUAACGUACUGAAGUUAUAGUAACACUGAUUUCAAUAUGAUUUCAAUAUUUUGAGGAUUCAAUGCUGAGAUUUCAUGAACAGACAGGUUACAGCCAGAUGAGAGGUCAGAACUGCAAUAACUGUACCUGCUAAAGGUGUGGGCGGCCUGGUACAGUGUAGCUUGCCAUGUGACACUAACCACUAUUAAAAUCUUGUAUCAUGUCCCAGUGAAUAUCUACUCACUUGAACCUAUUCCAGAUGGAGAUAAAAAUUAGUUGAAUCUCAGGCAGUUUAAUUUUCAGAGGUGUGCGGUUGUGAUGUAAGUCCUGUUAUUUGAACUCUAACCCUAAUCCUACCCACCUGCACCAAACUGCAAAUCAAACCCAACUGUGGAAUCUUAAGAUUGAAUCCUAAAAAGGUAUCACCUAAUAACACAACAGAAUAAUUAAGGAAAAAUAUUCAUACCAACAUUAAAGUAACUAAUUAGCAACAACCUUUAAUGUAAUAACUAAUAUUAGUAAAUACAAAAUUAUUGUAGUUGUAAUAUAUUAAUUAAAUUAUCUAUACUGCGGGGUUGUCAAAAGUAGCCGGCUGCUGGCGAAAAUCGUCGCGUACUUGGUUAGUAGCGACCGGCUACUCUGCUUGGCAUUUCUUUAUGGAUAGCAUUUUUAAAUACUUCAAAACUUUCUGACAACCCUGAUAAAACUGUAACAUAACUAGGAGACGUUUAUCAACUAGUUGUGCUAUUUGCACUAUGCACAUGUUUAGCCUCCCGGAAGACUUUCUUAGGGCUUCGUAACCCGUGGGGUAGGUACACAUAACGAAACCCUACAAACAUCUGUGCAGGAGGCUAGUGCAUAUUCUGUAAGUUAACUGUUUCAUAUUUUUCUCAAGCCAAAAGCAUUUUAUUUAUUUAUUUUUAACUUAUAAAAGUUCUUUUUAUGUAAUUAAAAUCUUUUAACAGAUUCUGAAUGCCUUGAGAAGUGCCAGAAACGUCUGAAAAUGAUUUAUAGAGAAAAGAGCAAAGUCAGAAUCAUUCCAUGGGACCAAAACUCUGCUGUUGAUAUUGAUGAGAUGUACACACAGUUAACUUGGCUUAAGGAUCACAGGAAACCCAGUGGUGUGACACAAAACAAGCUUGGAAGCUACACAGAGAUAUUCAAUGGUGGAGGGCGACUUUUGGUUUAUGGUAGGCCAGGUAUGCACUCUUAAUUUUUUAGUUCAAGCACUGCAAGCAGAAUUGAAUGCAUUAACUAAGGAAUUUAAAAAGUACCAAGUGAUAUUUCCCUGGAGGGGUACUCAAGAAAUGUUUAUAUGGGGAGGCUCUGCCCUGAGGUCCAACCCCUUACCCUUUUAUAUACCAUUUUUCACAUACCUUGUUUAGAACUUUGCAUCCCUUGUAACUGCUGUAAAUGCACUAUCCUUUAAUUUGGAAUCAGUCACAAAAAUAGCAUGUUUUCUCGACUUUUAAAAACCUUAAAUUUAUCUGUUAGCCCUCCUGGGCCCUUUUACAGACCCAAAUGACAGAUUUCCCCACCCGUUUACAUACUACAACUAGUGAAAUCCCUACCCUUUCAUAUACCUGAAGCCUGAAAAAGGUACCCCUUUUGGGCAGAGCCUCCCUGUAUAGGCCAUCAUAGGGAGUACCCCCCCUCCCCCGGGAUAUUUCAAACGAUUCUUGCCUAACAAUCCUAGCCUCAUAAUCCUUCUUCAGUUGAGUGUAUUUUACUGUUGAAGCCCAAAUUACACCGCUCUGUAACAGACCCAGUGGAAUCUAUAUCUUCAGUGGGUUCUCGGAGAAAAAGUCACUGGGUUGGUUUAUUUUCCACUGGGUUUUUCAACUUAGUUGUGUAUUUCCCAUAAAAGCGUGAAGGGGUGGCAGGUCUUACAUUUUUACAGGCAUGAAAACUUUGAACACUUUAUAUAAACGAUUUACAGUUUUUUAUGCGAGACUGACUACUUGUACCCUCCCUAUUUUUUUUUCUAAAUGGUAAUAAUGUUUUAUAUCUUUGCUUCUUUUAAACAAAUAUGAGCAACGAAAUACACUGGUCUUGAAGAAGUCGUGACAGAAAAUGACUGGGGAAGCAAAAAGUCAGCCGGGUAGAAACAAACUAUUUCCCGGGUAUUGGGGAGGCUAAAUUAUCACUGGGUAGACUGGAUUAAACCACUGGGUACGGUUUCACUGGGUCUUUUACAGAGGGGUGUCAAAUUUGUGCAGGUUCCUGAGUGCCUCAUAAAAAGGUGGCCUUAAAUUAAAAAUCAGGGGCACCCAACAACUUUUCUUAAAUUAAAAUAACUGAUCAGAGAAGCAAAUAUUGCCUAGAAAUGUCCUGUUUUAAAGCUGUCGGAAGGGUAUAAACAACGUCUAAGAUAUUUUGAGUUUUCUACUUAUUACUCACCAACUUUCGGGGGUCGUUUUUUAUACUUUUUUCCCCAAGAUAUCGCCAUUACCGUUCAAAAAAGGUUUCCUGAAAAUUUCUGUAUUUCUAUGAACAUAUGGCAAUUGUCCUCAAACUUUCGACGAGACCCAUCAGGGAAGCAAACAGUUUUGGAUGAGGUGAAAAACCCACCUAAAACUUUCGUGACGACCAAAGUUUACCUUACCCUGCGAGCAGAAGCUACAUCCAGCUCAUAUAAUGGAAAUGACAAGACAUCUGAGAAGAUAAAUAGUUUUAAGGGCAGAUCAAAAUUAAUCAACCAUUCUUCUCAAGCAUGGAGAAAACCAUUUGAUUCACUUCUAACCCAUUUUGAAACAUUCGGUCGUAUGGGUGCCCCUGUUGAAAUUCCCAUGGGCAGGAAUAUCAUUUUCCUAGAGUCCAAAAAUAAAUACAUACUCAAUGGCACUCAUACCAUUUUCCACGGUGUGAAAAUAAGCAAAUUCCAGUUCUUAUGCUUGUCAGUUGCUGUCUCAUGAUUCAGAUAUUUUUAAAAAGCUAGUAUUUGGUUGGCGCUAAAAAUCUUCUCAUAAACUUUAUUUUCAAUGAUUUUCAGGCUGAAAGCUCUUGUUUCAUAAGUGAUUGUAUCUAUUAAUGUGUUUUAUCUCAGAAGUAGUUGAAUCAGAAAUUAUUUCUCUAAUUGUUGUUCAUUUGUUGUUAUCCAGGUAUUGGUAAGACUGUUUUUACCAAGAAAGCCGCUUUUGACUGGUCCCAGCAGAAAUAUCAAGAAACGAUAGGAGCCUUUGAACUUGUCCUUCUGAUAAGAUUACGUGAUGUCUGUAAUCUCCUUGAUGUUCCGUCCAUUUUUAAGGCUUCUCAGCUGCUCGCCAAUGAUGGCAAAAUUUCUGUUGAUGAUCUGUACGACUACGUUGUUAAUCAUCAAGAAAUGGUCUUGCUCAUCUUGGAUGGCUACGAUGAGUACACCUGUGCAGGGAAACAAUCGCCUGUUGAUGAAAUUUGGAAGAGAAAUCAACUGAGUGACUGCUGUAUUAUAGUCACCUCGAGACAAAUGGCAACUGACAAGUUGAGAUUGCCUAGUGAUGCCCAAUUUGAGAUUAACGGGUUUGACGAUGAACGCCAGCGAGAGUUUGCUCGAAGAUUUUUGAAAGAUGAAAAUGAUGUUCAAGAGUUCCGUAACUACUUGUGGCAACAAGACCUUAAAGACUUGGCGGAGGUUCCACUUCUUCUACUGAUUUUGUGUCUACUCUGGAAAGAAAAAGAUCGGAAAGAACUACCCAAGAAACGCGUAGAAAUCUUCAAUCAGUUCGUUAAGACUUUGUUUCAUCACGUGCGUGAAAAACGAAAACGGUCUGCCGAAUCGGUGUUUAACAUUGAGGAUUACUCGGAAGAAUUAUAUGCAUUAGGGCGCUUGGCCUUUGAAGCUCUCAUCAACGGUUGCCUGUACUUCCCGAAAAGUGAAUUACCUAACUACGUUCUUAUCGAGAGGUUGAUUGAAGUGGGCCUUUUUCAGGUUUUAAAUAUGUCAAGUUUGAAUCCUGAAAAAGGUGUGUUUUUCAUUCAUAAAUCCUUUCAAGAAUACUUCGCGGGAAGGUUCCUGAAAGAAGAACUGAUAUUAUCUAAAAAGAAUGAAAUUACAAAUUCCCUGUCAAAGCUGGACUCAGUUGAAAAGAUCCGUAAGAUGUGCGAAGUGUUAAGAUUUGCUGGUGAGCUGUCAGAAGAAGCCGCGCGCGAGAUUGUGAUUCACCUGAUGAAAAUGGCGGCGAACGAAGGGCUCACGAAGUACACCCUCGACAGCGAAGCACCGUCAGCGGAGGAUUUUUCAGCAGAACAAAGAAGUUUUCUAAGACUCUCCACAGAGUUGUUUUUCUACUGUUCAGCUGAGACAAAAAGAAACCUCUUUCCUACAUUUCUUUCCUCUUUCAGAGGAGUUCUUUUAAUUGAACCAGACCAGCUAAAUGAUCUUGUGAAAGAAAAGUUAGUUGAAACUACCGUAAACGUAAAUUACGUUUUUUUCACCGAUCAGCAUGGGUACAAGACAAAGCGAGACUAUACAGAGGAAGACUAUAAAAACCUAACAAUUUUAUCUGAACAAUUAAAGGCUUUCAUUGGAAGUUGUUCAGGAGAAAAGAAAGCAUCAGAAUUUUUAGGCAACUUCACAUGGUGUCGAGUUGAUGAAUUUUUCGUAAAGAAAGAAGAAAACAACACUCACCUGUAUUUUACACAAAUUAGUAGAGAUAGAUCCGGUUGUCUUGCUCAUGAUAUAAAGGCGCUAAUAAGUAAACAAGAGACAACAAAGAAGACAAACAUGAAUGGUGAUGAGUCAAGUGAAGAGAGCAGCAGCAGCGGCAGCUGUUGUUCAAAGCGUCAUGGUCUCUCCAGGGUUCGGAGGAUUGAUGCUCAGUAUGUGAACAGGUCAGAGGUGGAACAGCUGAUUGAGAUGAUGCCGUUUAUCACCGCUCCACACGAUAUACUGGUUGUGGGUGAAGACGGUGAAGUGUUUGAUGCUGAGUUAACAGAGUCUCUGCUGAGGAGCAUUCAACCAACACACAAACUGAAGGAAUUAACUCUCCAGUGUAUCAAUUUAACAUCAUCACCUGCCGUGGAGUUCAUCGACAGUUUAUUUAAAAAAGCUCCAAACUUGGAGUGGCUCGACAUGUCAGACAAUCCUCUUCUGGGUGCAGGAGUCGACAGCUUGAUUAAACAUCUCAGCUGUGCUCCUCACCUGAAGUAUCUGUUCCUUAAAGAUGUGAAGAUGACUCCACAGCAGGUGAAGGAUCUCAUAUCAGCCGUCGAGCAGCACGGCAACAUCGCUGAACUGGAGUCAUCCUACCACAGCUGGAGUAAUCCUGCCUAUGUUUGGCGGCAAGUCUCUGUCCCCUUUUAAACUUGUGGGAGUCUACAUCGAUUGUUUGUUUCAGACUUAGUUUCCCCUGAUAAUAGAAAAGAAAAGACAAACAAUCAGUUGUUUACAGUCAUUAUAAAGGUAGACAGUGCAUUAAUUCUACAUACAGUAUAUAUGGUUACCUUUCCCUCCCCACCCCAUUUUCCCCCCCGUCAAGUUACCUGAAAGAGUUUUUCAGUCUACUAGAGAAGUAAAGUUUUUAUUUAUUCCGUUUUUUCGCUGGUGAAUGGCAUAGUAAGUGUCAUUUAGAUGCAUUCACAUGUUUUGCUCGUGGCUUAGAAUUUGAAAUUUGAAUGCAACUUUCGUCAUUCUUAUUCUGCGUUAGACUGGUUUUUAAGGUUGCGGCGAACUGAAUAAUUCAGCAAGGGAUUUGAACUCCCCUCAGCUCAUUAGAAUAACCUGUCAGUACGUGUAUGAAGUUUUUACUGCCGGUCAAAGGUGGAAUAAGGAAAUCUUAGGAAAAGUACUUUCAAACCCCUAUUACAUGUAAGCGGUCAGCCACUGGAAAAUAGUGGAGUGGUUGGUUAAUAGAGGUGUUCGAUGUGUGUAUCUUCUUGAAGGAGACAAUUUAAACUUAUUGAUAAUGGAGUCUUCACCUUUCUUUGUCUUCAGUCAGUGAAACAAAACCAUGAGUACACCUUAAAAACUUGCAUUAAAUGUGUUUGUUAUUUUAUCGACGUUUGUUUCAGAAUCAUAAAGGCGAACCCCUUCCUGAAGAUGACUGGCCAUCAGAUGAAUACUGGGAAGAUGAGUUUCCUGACCUCUUUCCUGGUGCAUCAUCUGAAUUAGAGGACGACCAGGAGCAGGUGGGUCAUAGGCAUAAGGUCAAAAGAAAGCAAGUUUUGCCAUAGUCUUCUUUAUUAAAUUCAUUUCAAUUCACUCCGUUUGAUUUUAUUUAAUGUUUUGCAUGUGAUUUACUGCAAAAGUUGAAACUUUCGGGGACUGCACGUGCAGUUCUGUUUUUCCGUCCUUCUGGAAUAAUCAAGGAAAUCCUUUCCUUGAUCAUUGGACGUGUGAAUUGCAUUCAAAGUAACCGGCACUGUCAUUUUGCUCGUCAGUCUCGUGGGUCGUCAGUCUUUUGCUAUGUCAUUAAAAAGGAAAAAAGGAACUGUUCGUAAUAUGUAGGUAAUGAAGGAUAACAAAGGCAUGUGAAUCUUAACAGAAUAACUUCAAAACCGUACACUUCUCAAUGAAGGAUUCCCUUUGAUUUAUAAAUGUAUUUUUUGAUCUUCAAAUUAGUUUUUUGUAAUGAGUGGUGUUUUAAUGUUGUUUUGUGUUUUGUUGCAGGAUGAUUCAUCAGCUGAGCACGACGAUGAGGAA